Messenger RNA from Vollenhovia emeryi, 1291 nucleotides. Its product is annotated as nuclear receptor subfamily 4 group A member 3-like. The transcript has 3 exons. The record is from RefSeq and is a predicted model, not a curated record. The coding region runs from base 431 to 1291 and encodes 286 amino acids. Lineage: Eukaryota; Metazoa; Arthropoda; Insecta; Hymenoptera; Formicidae.
CCCACUAGCCCCCUCGUGACUUCUACCACCUACUCUACCUCCCCCUCUCGUCUCCCCUCGUACACAUGCACGUGUGAUAAAUCCACCUCACCGGUAAAGCAACCACCACCGGAUCAGCAGCUUUUGAUUGCGCCGGCUGCUGUACCACUCAACGACACUUCUCCCUCCCUUCUAAUACGAUCCCAACGAGUUUUUACCGCCCGCUCUUCUUCGAACAACGUGCCAUACAACCUGUCAGCAACCUGUGAUAUAAUGCUCGAUGCCUAAAUAUUUACAUAGACAUAGACAUCUAGUCGAAGACUAGAUCAGGCUGUAGUGUCUCACCGUCAACAGAGGACUGCGAGUACGAGAACUCAGCCGACCACACGCGUUUUAAACGGAUCUAACCAGUACGAAGAGAGAAAAGAGAAACGGAAGACGGCGCCGGAGAAUGUCGACGUGCACCGACGAGGCCGAUAAUGCACCCUGCACACUGUCUCCGGUGCAGGAGGCACCAGUCUCGCCGGCGUCCUCCUCACUGAGCAACCAAAAUCAAAACGAGAACGAGCAGGUCCUGCUGGCGACCAUGCAGCCGGUGAACGUGCUCCAUCUACAAGGGCACGAUUCACCGAUUGUGCACACGCUUCACCCCAAGUACCAUCAUCAUCAUCACCGUCACCACCACCACCAUCACCACCAGCAACAGCAGCAGCAGCAGCAUAUCCAGAGCAACGAUUCGGAUGACGUGCAGCAACGCGCCGCGGCCGCGGACGACUCCGACGGCCGCGUGACCCCCGGCGCCGAGGCGGCCGCCGCGGCCGGCAACACGGCGCUCGGCGAGGACAAGAUGAUCGACCUGAUUUACAACGACGGGCAAAAGACGGUCAUGUAUACCCACGACAAAGAGAUCAUCUACGAGAACGACGCGGAAGUGCAAGUGGUCGAGUACCCACCGCCACAGCCGUCACCUCCGUCGCCGUCGCCGUCGUCGGCCGGUGUCGCGAGAACGACCGGCCUGCUGCCGCCGGCCUGCGUCACCUCGAGAUCCGCCGGCACGACCGCCACCGCCGCCGCCACGACCGCCCUGCAUCUGCACCACUACCCGCAGCUGCAGCUGCAACACGAGGACGAUCUGCCGACGGUGCGCCACGCCGUCAACGCAACCGUGUCGAAUUGCGGCGCCGCCACGACCACGACGACGGUACUCGUGCUGUCGGAGCUCGUCGCAGCUGACCCGGUUGCCGCCGGUGCAACUGCAGCCGCGCAACAACUGACACUCACCGCCGCCGCAGCGUCGUUUCGCGCCGGGUAA